AGUGAGCUAACGCCUCGAGACUUUGCUCAGCCAAGUUAGUAGCCGAAGUGAAACCGUGUCGGCAAGACGCGUAUCACACGCACUCUCGUCGUUAUUUCUUUAAAUUCAAAUUCAUUUUUUUUUCGCCAGAAGAUAACCACUCACGGACGCUACUUUUAUUUUAGUUAUUUCUGGAAUUAUUAAUCCGUCAAGAAAAAUUCAAUUUUUCUGAAGAAAAAGAAAAUAGUUUCAAGGAGCGGGGGCGACGCUCAAAUCCGCCAUCCAUCUCUCUCACUCCCGGAGCUUCGCGGAGUGAGGAGUCAAAAACCCCCAAAUUUUUUGGAUUAGUGCAGCAAAGUUUUGGAUUUUCUGAAAAAGUCAAUUUCUUCUUCUUCCCCGGUAGAGAAAAAAGAAAACCAAACAACAUGAAAGAAGGUUACAAUAAAGCCAUGCUGCGAUACAUUUUCACGCUGUUCCUCAUUACACAGAUUUCUGCCGAUUAUGGUCGGAAGAAUCCCAGCAGUGGACCUGGUCCCGGUGGAGGGAGGGCCGCACCCCUGACUGGUCCGGUCUCGCCUUUGCUUCCAGUGCGGACGCCAUUACCGGUGGCGACUCCUGCCGCUUCUGGUAAACAGACGACAGCCUCAUCCGUCGGCCGACAACAACCGUCGAAACCUUCGAAUUUGACUCGACCGAUUUCGGCCAAUCGAGGACGGGCUGCGGGACCAGCCGCCGUGGUUUCACGGCCGCGUUCAUCCGAAGUCUUCUUCUUGCACCUGGACGACGGCUAUUUUGGCUGUCAAGUCAACGAGUCCACCGACGUCCUUCAGCUUUACGACAUCUCAAAGCUGUGCGACGGCAUCUCCGACUGUUUCCUCGGCUCGGACGAAAACCGCGGCAAACUCAAAUGCACCGGUGAUUGCGUCUUGACCGAAGGUGCCCGAUGCCAAAAUGGCGCCUGUCUGGAUCACGAGUGCCAUUGUAACGACGGCUACGGAGGCUGCGGCUGCUCUACCCCAGACGAAAAUGAGUGCAAGUAUCGACCUUGUGACGUGUUUGCUCAGUGUACCAAUACCUUGGGCAGCUUCACCUGUACCUGUUACCCAGGCUACGAAGGCGAUGGUUUCACCUGCACGGAUAUCGACGAGUGCAAGAAUCCGGAACUGGCGGCCAAAUGCGUUGAAAACGCCGAGUGCUGCAACCUGCCGGCCCAUUACUCCUGCAAAUGUAAACCCGGUUUCCAGGGCGAUGGAGAGAAACAAUGUCUGGACAUUGACGAGUGCCAAAAUCCCGGGUCCUGCGGCCUUAACGCCCUCUGCGAGAACACGCCGGGCAAUUACACCUGCGCUUGCCCCGACGGCUACGGAGGCAACCCUUACGACGGCUGCGCCGAUAUCGACGAGUGCGAGCUCGGCAACGCUUGCGGCACCGGAAGCCUCUGCACGAACACGGACGGCGGUUACAAAUGCGCCUGCCCGCCCGGCUUCAGCGGCGACCCCAAAGUGGCUUGCGUCGACGUCGACGAGUGCGCACCGCCGCCGCCCGGCGUCAAAGCCACUCCCGUUUGCGGACGGAGCGCCAUCUGUGACAACCUGCCCGGAACUUUCAAAUGCCAGUGCCCGCCAGGAUUCAAGGGCGACCCUAAAAUUGCCUGUCAAGACAUCAACGAGUGCCUGAGUAAGCCUUGUGGCGCCAAUGCGACUUGCACCGACACCGUCGGCAGUUUCAGCUGUUCGUGCGUCGAGGACUUUACCGGAGACCCCUACCGAGGAUGCGUGGACAUUGACGAGUGCGCUGUGCUUGCUAGCCCUUGCGGUAAGCAGGCCAUCUGCGAGAACGCCGUGCCCGGCUACAAUUGUCGCUGCCCUCAAGGAUACGCCGGUCAGCCCACGCCGGACGUCGCAUGCGAACAGGUGGAUGUUGCCACCGUCUGCAAAGGGAAUUUCGAUUGUGUCAACAACGCGGAAUGCCUGGACGGCCAGUGUUUCUGCCGCAACGGUUUCCAGCCUUCCGGCGCCACCUGCGUCGACAUUGACGAAUGCGCCAAGAACCCUUGCGGACCCAAUUCCGUCUGCACCAAUCUACCUGGCAGCCAUCGUUGCGAAUGCGAGGCCGGUUUCGUCGGAAAACCCCCGACCACCCCGUGCAAAGCUCCUUGCGAAGAUGUGAAAUGCGGCACUCACGCAACUUGCAAGACCCAAGGCGAAGAAGCGUUUUGCGUUUGCGACGAAGGAUGGACCUACGAUCCGGCCAACAUCGCCGCCGGAUGCCAGGAUAUCGACGAAUGCGACCUCGCCCAAGGCCUCCUGAGUCGGUGCGGAGAAGGAGCCAUUUGCAGCAACACAGCCGGGAGCUUCAGUUGCCAGUGCCCGCCAGGCUUUUCCGGCGACCCGUCCACCAGAUGCCUCGAUAUCGAUGAAUGUCAACGUCCUGGCGUUUGUGGCACGGGCGCCAUUUGCGUCAAUGUCCCGGGUUCGCAUGAAUGUCGCUGCCCGGAAGGAACUGCUCCGGAACCGGACGCCAAAACCAAGUGCGUGUCUCUCAUGCGCUGCGCCAUCGACGACGAUUGUCCAGGCAAUUCCGUCUGCGAUCCUACCAAGGAAUGUUUAUGCCCCGAACCCAACAUCGGCAAAGAUUGCAGACAUCCAUGCGAAGGCGUCCGCUGUUCGGCCAAUCAGGAAUGUAUGUUGAUUAACGACGUGGCCAAGUGCAUGUGCUCUUCCGGAUUCACUGGCGGAGUCAACGGCGGUUGUGUCGACAUCGACGAAUGUUCCACCGGCCAGAAACCUUGCGCCCAGGGAGCCGUUUGCCGAAACGAACCCGGCCGCUUCGUCUGCGAAUGCCCCAACGGAUUCGAAGGCGAACCCUACAAGACUGGAUGCAUUGAGAAAGCCACAGCCCCGCCCGGAUGCAGCAUCCUCCCGUGCCCCAGCGGCGAAGUUUGCGUACCGUCAGACAAUGGCGGCGUUUGCGUGUGUUCCAGAGGCUGGGUUCGUGACAAGAAAAGGGAUCUCUGCCGGGACAUCAACGAGUGUCUGGAAUCACCUGCCGACAAGCCUGCCUGUGGCUUCCGGGCCGUUUGUAAGAAUUUGCCAGGAAGUUACGACUGCUCCUGUCCAAAAGGCUACGAAGGCAAUCCGUUCCAGAGCUGCGACCUCUGCGAUAGCAUCGAAUGCCGCUGCCAACCUCCUUAUCGCGUCGUCGGAGGAGCCUGUCUCCUGGCCGACUGCGCUGGCGGCAAACAAACCUGUCCAGCCGGAGCUGAAUGCAUCACCGUGACGGGCGGAGUCAGCUAUUGCGCCUGCCCGACCGGCUAUCGAGCCCGACCCGAUGGAUCCUGCGAGGAUGUCAACGAAUGCCAAGAAGGAAUCAACGGGCAAUCGGCUUGCGGAUUCGGAGCCGAAUGCUUCAACCGUCCGGGCCGUUUCGUCUGCCAGUGUCCGGCCAAUUUCACCGGCGAUCCUUACAAAGGCGUUUGCGCUCCUAGCCAGGUGCGAUGCGUCUCCGACACGGAGUGCGGGACCAACGAGCGCUGCGUCCAGCCGGGCGAGUGCAUUUGCCCGCCGCCUUACUACACCGACACGGAAGACAACAACAAGUGCAAGAGCCCCUGCGAGCGCCACGCUUGCGGAGUCAACAGCAAGUGCACUCCGUCGGAUCCGCCCAAGUGCAUGUGCGAGCCGGGCCACACGGGCAAUCCGACGGUCGGCUGCAGCGACAUUGACGAGUGCCGAGAUAAUCCCUGCGGCCCAGGAGCCAUGUGCAUCAACGAGAAUGGCGGCUUCAAGUGUCGCUGUCCCAGCGGACAAUCCGGCGACGCCUAUCAGGAUGGAUGUCGAGGGGAAGCUCGAUCCGAAUGCCAAGCCGACGAUGACUGUGACGGGCAAUUGGCCUGCAUCCAGGGCGGUUGCGUUAACCCGUGCCAAGCUCUGCCUUGCGGAGCCAACGCCUAUUGCGAGCCGGAAGAGCACGCCGCUUGGUGCCGUUGUCUGCCGGGAUUCAAGGAAGACGCCAAAACAGGAGCCUGCAUCUCACUCUGCCACGACAUCCUUUGCGGAGAAAACGCCCAGUGCGUCGUCUCGUCGACCGGCCCCACUGGAACGUCGACCACUUGCGCCUGUCUAGACGGUUACAACGGAAAUCCUUUCCCGGGCGGCUCCUGCUCCCCGGACGUUUGCUCCGCCUCGCUGCCGUGUCAGGAGCCCCAACUCUGCGUCUCUGGACGCUGUAAGGAGCGCUGCGAAGGCGUCACUUGCGGCGUAGGAGCCCGUUGCGACAAAGCCACCAACCAGUGCGUCUGCCUGCCUUACUUUAUCGGCAAAGCCGAUCUCCUGUGCGUGCCACCCGUCAUUCCGCCCGUCUGCCAGCCACCCUGCGGCCAAAACUCCCACUGUGAAUACGGCCAGCCCAACCGCUGCGUUUGCAAUGCCGGAACGUCGGGCAAUCCGUACGAGUCGUGCGGUGCCCAGGAGAAGACGUGCGACGCCACCAAAUGUGGAAUCAACGCCGAAUGUCGCCAAGGAGUCAACCGCGUCGAUUGUGUCUGCCCAGUUGGCUAUCAGGGCAAUCCCUACGUCUCCUGCGAAGAUGUCAACGAAUGUAUCGGUAACGCCUGCGGAGCCAAUGCCGUUUGUUUGAACACACCCGGAAGCUUCGACUGCCAAUGUCAGGAAGGAUUCUCUGGAAAUCCUUUCAUGAUGUGUAUGCCCAUCGACCAGCCACCACCCGUCCAACCGAAUGUCGUCGAUCCGUGCACAUCCGUCACUUGCGGACCCAAUGCGGCCUGCCGGAACGGCCAGUGUCUCUGUCUCCCCGGCUAUUCUUCCAGCGCUGGUGGAUUAUGCUCGGUUCCAUCUUGCCGCAACGAUCUGGACUGCGCCAGUCGCGAGGUUUGCCUUCACGUGGAUCAUUCCGUCAAAAACGGCGGAGUCCGUCGUUGCGUGGACGCCUGCUCCCGUGAGCAGUGCGGACCCAACGCCGUUUGCGUGGCCGACACUCACCGGGCGUCUUGCAUCUGUCGCGACGGAUUCAAGGGCAAUGCCAACGUCGGCUGCCAGCAAGAACCGGCCGAAGACAAAUGCGGAAGAGAUGACGAAUGUCCGGGCGACACCAUUUGCGGGAAAGACGUUGACGGCCUACGUGUCUGCGUCGAUCCUUGCAAAUCCUUCACCUGCGCCCAGAGCGAAUCCUGCGUCAUCAAGGCCGGCAAAGCCCAUUGCGAAUGUCUAUCCAACUUUGUCCGCAAUCCAUCCACCGGAACUUGCGAAAAACCAGGGCUUCCGGAUUGCGUUACCAACACGGACUGUAAAUCCGAUUCCGUCUGUCGUCAGGACAUUUUGGGAGUGAGGAAAUGUACGGCCGUCUGUGUCGGUUACACUUGCUCCGCCAACUCGGAUUGCCGAGCCGCCAAUCACAUCGGCCAAUGCGUCUGCCGGGCCGGAUUCACCGGUAACCCCAACGACCGCAACGGUUGCCGCCCCGUGCCCAAAGAUCAAUGCCAAACGGACACCCAGUGUAGCGAAGUCGAAGUUUGCCAACCGGACAGCAACGCAGUCCGCCGAUGCGUCGCCAUCUGCCCGACAGUUCGUUGUGGAUCGGGAGCCGUUUGCGUGGCCAAUAAUCACGCGGCCAAAUGCGCUUGCCCGACCACUGGCCUUUACGCUGGCAAUCCUUCGGGACCGGAAGGUUGUCGCAAAGUCGAAUGCCUGGCCAAUAGCGACUGCCCUGGAACCAAAUCCUGCGACCGCACCACCUACACCUGCAAGCCCGUCUGCGUUCAAAACAGUUGCGGCAAAAACGCCAUUUGCCUGGCCGAGAACCACAUGGCCAUGUGUUCCUGCCCGGUUGGAUUGGAGCCCAACCCCCAUCCGGAAAUCGAGUGCGUUCCUGCUGACCUUUGCACCUCUCAACCUUGUCACGCCUCAGCAAUUUGUUCCAUGUCGGCCGGAAGAGUGGUUUGCUCCUGCCCGUUAGAUAAGGUCGGAGAUGCCUACAGGACCGGAUGUCGAGCCAACGGAACUUGCCCCAAUGGCAAUAACGAUUGCCCGUCGGAAGCUUCUUGCCUGGACGGACGUUGUGUCGAUCCAUGCGACUCCUUCUGCGGACCCAACGCUGCCUGUCGAGUGAUCAAUCACAAGCCUUCGUGCUCUUGCCCGCCACGUUUCAAUCCGAAUCCCACAGCCGAGCGCGGAUGCGUCCGCCAGCCUCAGAGCUGCCGCUCAGAUGGCGACUGCCCGUCGGGAAGUCCUUGCAUGGGCGGCCAGUGCAAAGCAGUGUGCCGAAACGCCCAAGAUUGUGCCCAGGGUGAGCGCUGUGUGUCCAGCAUGUGCCAACUGCCUUGUCUGAGUCAAGAACAGUGUCCCAACGGCCAGGCUUGCGUCGGAAGCUACUGUAAGGCCGGCUGCCGUGCCGAUUCCGACUGUCCCAUCAACCAAGCCUGUUUGAACCAUCGCUGUGAAAAUCCUUGCCAGCGUGAAGGAGUCUGCGGCACCAACGCUCUCUGUCGUGUCAUCGAUCGAUCCGCCCAGUGCGCCUGUCCCGAUGGAUUUAUGGGAGGACCAACUGCCCAACAAGGAUGCAUGCGGAACCCUCUCUACUGUCAAUCUGGAACGGCCUGCCCAGCUGGCCACACUUGUCAAUCCGGUCGCUGCUACCCGACUUGUCGCGAUGGAGUGGCCAACGCCUGCGUCGGAGGAGAGCGCUGCCUGUCCGGCCAGUGUGUUAAGAUCUGCUACAGCGACAACAACUGUAUGCCCGGCGAAGUCUGUAUCGACGGUGGCUGCCGGCCAGGAUGUCGAUCAGAUACCGACUGCUCCAACAGCCAAGUGUGCCGAAACAGCCAAUGUCGCUGCGCUCCUGGAUUCACCGCCGGACCCACUGGAAACUGUGUCGACGUCGACGAGUGCCAGACCCGACCUUGCCACGCCACCGCCCAAUGUACCAACACGGCCGGAUCCUUCCGCUGUUCUUGCAAACCUGGAACAGUCGGUGACGGCUACACGGAGGCUUGCGUGGCUGCCAACGAGUGUGAAACCAGUUCCGGAUGCGCCGAUCAAUUGGCCUGUCUGGUCCGUCAAGGCGGCACCAAAGCUUGCGCCGAUCCUUGCGCCGCCAACACUUGCGGCCCCAACGCCCUCUGUACCGUUGUCGAUCACCAACCGUCUUGCAGUUGCCCGCCUUCCACCCGUGGCAACCCCAACGACUCUAAAGUGGGCUGCUUCCGGGUCGACUGUAUUGAAAACGAAGAUUGUCCCCAGGAUCGCACCUGCGACAAGCAAUCCUUCAAAUGCAUCAAUCCUUGCGACUCGAUGGAAUGCUACAACGGCCUGUGCCAAGUGAAGAACCGCAAAACCGUUUGCCAAUGCGCUCCAGGAUUCCGACCCACUCAGGAUAACAAAUGCGUCGACGUUGACGAAUGCAGCACCAAUCCAUGCCAUCCAUCUGCCGUCUGUCGUAACACUCCUGGCAACUUCCAGUGCGUCUGUCCAGAUGGUUUAGUUGGAGAGCCCUACAAGGCCGGUUGCAAGAGACCGGGUCAAUGUGUCGCCGAUUCUGACUGCCCAUUGACGGCUUCUUGCGUUUCUGGUACCUGUAAAGACCCGUGCGGAUUAGCUGGCGCUUGCGGUAAAGGUUCUGACUGUGUCACCGAAAACCACUUGCCCGUCUGUCGCUGCCCGUUCCAAACCACAGGCAACCCGAAAAUCGAAUGCUACACGCUCCAGUGUGUCGACGGAUCAGAUUGUUCCCAGAAGGAAGCCUGCGUCAACAACAAGUGCGUUGAUGCUUGCGCUGCUUCCAACGCUUGCGGAUCCAACAGCGACUGUACCGCCGUCAAUCACCGAGCUGUUUGCGAAUGUAAAACCGGUUUCACCGGAAGCCCUUACCAAGGCUGCGUGGCUCUGGUACUUUGCGCUUCCGAAUCCCAGUGCCCGACGUCUCAAACUUGUACCGGUGGCGUUUGCGUUUCCCGGUGCCAGAGCAGCCGCGACUGUCUACCAUCGCAGCACUGCAUCGAAGGCAAAUGCCGUCCAGCUUGUACUGAAAAUUCCCAAUGCGCCAGCGGCCAGAUUUGCUACAACAGCGUCUGCGUCCAGGAGGUCCGUUGCCGCAGCGACCAGGAAUGCGGAGACGGUGAAAAUUGCUUGAAAUCCACCAACGGCAAAGCUGAAUGUCGAAACCCUUGCGAUGGUACGAUCCUCUGCGGCCGCAACGCCGCCUGUCAAGUGGUCAACCGCCAGGCCGUCUGCAGUUGCAAGGAAGGCUUUUUCGGCAACCCGCAGGACGAUAAGAUCGGCUGUCUCAAGAUUGAAUGUACCAACAACGAGGAAUGUUCGGCCGACAAACGCUGUCACGACAAUCGCUGCAAAAUCGCCUGCAUGGUCGAGAAUCUCUGCGGAAAGAACACGCUCUGCUUCUCCGAGAAACACCAGUCCGUCUGCAAAUGCCAGCCAGGGUACACCGGCAACGUCCAGACCGGUUGCACACCCAUCGACUAUUGUUCCCAGACGCCCUGCGCGGCCGGAGCCCGUUGCGAGAACACCCGCGGCUCUUACAAGUGUCUUUGCCCAGCCGGAACCGUCGGUGAACCGUACAAGGAAGGAUGCCAGCAGCCGGUUGAAUGCCGACAGAACACGGAUUGUCCGCCCUCUGCCGUUUGCGGCCGAGAAAAGGGCCAGCCGAAAUGUCAGGACGUCUGUGCCGGAUACUCUUGCGGACCCAACGCCGACUGUCUACCAGCCAAUCACAAAGCCGCUUGCGUUUGCCGCCAAGGAUUUGAAGGCAACGCUGCCGACCGAAAUGUCGGCUGCGUCCGUCAACCUGUCAGCUGUAAAGCUCAACCGGACUGCCCGCCCAACACGUUUUGUUACGGCGGAAUUUGCAAACCAGCCUGCCAAUCCAACGUCGAAUGUCAAGACGGCGAGGCCUGUGUCCGUGGACAAUGCGUCAAUCCCUGUUUGCUGGACGGCGCUUGCGGCAUGAACGCCCAAUGCCGGCCAGUAAAUCACGCCGCUGUUUGCUCGUGCUCGGCCGGAUUCACCGGAUCGCCCAAAACGGAAUGCAUCCGUGUUCCAGUGGCUUGUCGUCGCGAUAGCGAAUGCGGAAGCGGCAACAGAUGCAACGAAGGACGUUGCGUUCCCGUCUGCACUAGCGACUCCAAGUGCGCCAUCAACGAGAAAUGCGUCGCCGGACAAUGUAUGCUGACCUGCCGAGUGGACAACGAUUGUUUCCUCAGCCACAUUUGUCUCAACAACAUGUGCACCAUCGGUUGUCGACAGAACACCGAUUGCGCCACCGAUGAAGCUUGCAUUGACAGCCGCUGUAAAAAUCCCUGCAGCUCCGAAGCCGUUUGCGGACCUAACGCGUUGUGUAAUGUUGUCAAUCAACGAGCUCAAUGUACUUGUCCAGCUGGAUUCUUGGCUUACCCAACUCCCAACACGGCCUGCGUCCGAGAGCCAACACCUUGCACCGGAACCAAGAGCUGCGCUGCCGGAUUCACCUGUCAGAAUUCCGUCUGCCGUCCUCUCUGCUCGGCCGACUCUCAGUGUUUGGUCAACGAACGCUGCGGACAAGGAAUGUGCGUGCCUGUCUGUAGACAAGACACGGAUUGUUCCAGCGGCGAGAUUUGCUCGAUGGGAAGCUGCAAAACCGGAUGCCGAGUCGAUCCUGACUGCCCCAUGACUCACGCCUGUCUCAAUGCCCAGUGCGUCUCCGUCUGCGCCUCACCGGCCGCAUGCGGCACCAACGCCAAGUGUACCGGAACCAACCACCGAGCCCAAUGCACUUGCCUCGAAGGCUUAGUCGGAAACGCUAAAGUUGCUUGUCGCUAUCCACCAUCCACUUGCACCGGAACCACCGACUGUUUGGCCAACCAGAAAUGUAUUGGCGGAAUGUGCCGUCCCGGCUGUACCAAUGAUCAAGGAUGUCUUUCCGAUUCCCGAUGCAUCAACGGCGCUUGCAGUCCCGUCUGUAACAGCGACAACUUCUGUGACCGUGGUCAUGUCUGUCUAGAUCGUGUUUGCGUCGUCGGUUGCCGUAACGACGCUACUUGCCCGGCCAGUCAAGCCUGUAUCAACAACAAAUGCGUCGAUCCUUGCCGAGUCCCUAAUGUUUGUGGCAACUGCGCUGUUUGUGAAGUCAUCAAUCACGCAGCCCAGUGUACUUGCCCGUCGGGAUCGAUCGGUAACCCUCAAGUUGGAUGCGCCAUCACGCCGACAAGGUGUUCCACCAACGGCGAUUGCGGUUCAGGAGCUUGCAUUUCCGGUUUGUGCUCGAAAACCUGCACGAAGAUCAACGAUUGCAGUUGCGGUGAAACCUGCGUCCAGGGACGUUGUCGUCUCAAAUGCUCGGCGGACAACCAGUGCCCAACUGGUCAGCUCUGCCGAUUCGGAAGCUGCGCCGCCGGAUGUAAAGCCAACACCGAUUGCGCCGUCCAACAGGCUUGCAUUAACGGACAAUGUAAAGAUCCUUGUCAAGUCAGCCCGUGCGGAAAAGGAGCGGAAUGCCGAAUCUCUGACCACCGAGCAGUUUGCCUCUGCCCCAACGGCUACUCCGGAAAUCCGACUAUCGGUUGCGAGAAGAACGAAUGCGAACGCGACGGCGAUUGCGACAUGGAAAAGCGCUGCCAAAACAACCGCUGCGUCCUGCCGUGUCUCGAAGCCGGAGCUUGCGGAGUCAACGCCGUCUGCCGCUCUGUUAACCACAAGGCUCAGUGUCUUUGCCCACCCGGUUACUUCGGCAACGCUCAAAUUGAUUGCAAACAAGAUGUCAACGAAUGUUUGAGCAAUCCUUGCGGUGCCAACGCUGUUUGCACAGACAACGUGGGUAGUUUCACCUGCACUUGUUCACCUGGAUGCAUUGGCGAUCCGGUCAGGGGCUGCCUUUGCACAGCACCGUCCACGAUCGAUCCUUGCGCCGAUUCCGGCUGUGGACUUCACGCCCAAUGCCGAGUCGAAGGAAGCCGUCCCGUCUGCUUCUGUCCGCCCAAUUAUCCAUCUGGAAAUCCCCGCGUCGAAUGUGCUCUUGAAAAACCUUCGAUGAGAACGGAUUGCCGGACAGAAGGUUGCGGAGAAGGAGCUUCUUGUGUUGCCGAUGGCACUCUUUACGUCUGCCGUUGUCAGACUGGCCUCCAAGGAAACCCGGAUGUCCGUUGCAGCGCAGAUCGCUCCUGCUCGAUUGACAACGACUGCCCCAUGGAUAAGGCUUGCGUCAAUCGGCAGUGUCAAGAUCCCUGCUCGUUGCGAGAGGCUUGCGGUCAGAAUGCUCUCUGUAGCGUCGUCUUGCACAAGGCCCGCUGCUCUUGCCCACAAUGCUACAUCGGCCGGCCGACUCUCAAGUGCAGUCCAGAUCCCAGAUGUGGAACGACAACUCAGAGACCCGUUGCUGUCAUAACGACGCCCAGAAAUCCAGUGACGAGCAGUCCAAGACCCCCGACUUCACCCGUUGUAGCUGCCUGUUCCAGGGACAACCAGUGCUCGACCAAUCAUGCUUGCAACACCAAUUUGGGCACUUGCCAAGAUCCUUGCGACUUCAAGAACGUCGCCUGCGAUCAAGGCAAACGCUGUGAAGUCCGCCGACAUCGUCCCGUCUGCGUCUGUAAGCACGGCUUCGUGCUGAACGAAGCGGGCGAGAUGGCGUGCGGACCGAACCCGAUCGAAUGUCGAGUGGACGACGAAUGCGCUAGUAACUUGGCCUGCGUACAAGGCCGGUGCACGAAUCCUUGCGCUGGCACUCGUAAUCCCUGCACGGCUUCCAACAAAGUGUGCCAGGUGUUAGACCAUCGGGCCGUUUGCAUUUGCGUUGAAGACUGCACGGCUUCUGUGGCGAUUUGCUUGCGCGAUCGAGGCUGCCCACCCACCAUGGCCUGCGUCAACUUCCAGUGCCGUAAUCCGUGCGAGAAUUCCACCUGCCCAGAAAACCGGCCGUGCUACGUUGAAGAGCAUAAGGCCGUCUGCAAAUUCUGCCCGCCCGGAUUUGUGGUCAAUCCGCAAUACGGAUGCAUUCAAGCUGUCGGAUGUCGAACGGAUUCCGAAUGCCCUGCAAAGGAAGGUUGCGUUAACGGACGCUGUCAGGUAGUUGAUAUACCCAAAGAGCCUGUAGUGGGCGAAUGCCCUCCCUGCAAUGCCAAUGAAGAGUGUGACGCCACAACGCUCACUUGCUUCCCCGGACCACUCAAGCCUAUUGCGGUUGUGACGGAACCAACAACGGUCCCCGUUCCAGGACAGACGACCAGCGCUAAACCAGGGUAUCCUUAUCCUAGUACACCUGUGCCAAAUUUCACCUAUCCUCCGACAGAUCCUACCACUGAUUUUCCCCCAGUCUUUGGUUUUGGUUAUCCAAUGGACACUACACCAGAAACUCCAUUCACGAUCCCAACCACUCAACCGGCUUUAGCUGAAACAACUAGUCGUGUGCCUGGCUAUCCUAAACCACCCAAGCCAGAAAUUCCUUUUCCAAUUCCGACAACGGAAUUGGGGGUAGAAACAACGACCGCGAAAACAGUAACUCCAAUCACGAGACCACCACGUCCAACCCUACCUUUGGAACCGGUCGUUGCAGAAACAACAGCUCCUACCGUUCCAACUACCGUGCCCACGAAACUUCCUACUUAUCCUACUGUUCCUUCACCUAUUACGCCGUUGGCAGAAUCUCCAUCACCCCCACCAACUGCGGGUACUGCAAGUACUAGUAGACCACCGCCACCAACUGAGCCAGUAGUGGCAGAACCCGGUACUACACCUCCAACCAGUCCAACCACCGCUAGACCUCCUCGCCCUAGUUACCCUACACCUUCUAUAAUUCCACCGGUUGCUGAGACAUCAACUCGCCCUCCACCUCCUUCCCAAGAAACGUCAACUUCGAAACCUUCUACUGUGCCUGUUGUUGUGGAAACCCCAGCCCCACAAGUGCCAACAUCUCCAAUUCCUUACCCGCCUGCACCACCUGCUGUGCCUGUGUCACCUCCAGUGGCCGAAACUCCACGUCCCGACUACCCAUCACCUACACAGCAAACCACAAAACCCCCUCAACCUCCAGCUGUGCCUGUUGUUGCGGAGACACCUGUUCCUUCAACUCCCAAGCCGAUUGGCCCUUCUACACCUAGACCUUCUAACCCUCCUAGUAAUCCACCAUUGGCUGAAACCCCCAAACCUUCUUAUCCUUCUCCUGUUCAAGAGCCACCUAGCAUUUCAAACCCACCCACUGUUCCAGUAAUUGCUGAAACACCUAGCCCCACUCCUAAACCUGAAAUUCCAUAUCCACCUGCACCUCCUUCUAUUCCUCCUUAUCAACCACCAACGGCUGAAUCUCCUGCACCAUCGCCACCUGCAACCACUGGAACAACUCGGCCUCCGUUGCCGACAGAGCCAGUAGUGGCUGAACCUAGCCCGCCUAAUGAGUCAGAAAAACCAUUUACAAGACCACCUGUUCCUUCUUAUCCAACUCCUCCUAACCUUCCACCUAUUGCAGAACCAUCAGUACGACCACCUUCACCAACACAAGCACCACCAUCAAUUGCUUACCCACCUACCGUGCCAGUUAUUGCUGAAACUCCAUCACCCAGUACAACUAAACCAAUUGGUCCCUCUCCACCUAGACCUUCUAACCCUCCUAGCUUACCACCUUCAGCCGAGACACAAAAACCUGCCUAUCCCGCUCCCGUUCAGGAAACACCUGGUAUUUCUAACCCUCCAUCUGUACCAGUGGUUGCGGAAACUCCUGCGCCUUCGGCAGUUACACCUUCAUAUGUAUCAUAUCCUCCUCCAACUCCACCUGGUUUACCACCUUUAGCUGAAACCUCUCGCCCUCAAUAUCCAUCACCUACACAAGAAACUACUAAUAUUCCUCGCCCCCCAACAGUUCCGGUUGUUGCCGAAACACCAUAUCCUUCAACUACCCGACCGAUUGUAACCCCUCCAAAACCUUUAACGCCUUCUAGUAUACCACCUUUAGCAGAAACCCCAAGACCCAGUUAUCCUUCUCCUGUACAAGAACCACCCGGCAUUUCUAACCCGCCUACUGUGCCAGUAAUUGCUGAGACACCUCGGCCUACUCCUAAACCUGAAAUUCCAUACCCACCUGCAACUCCUUCUAUUCCCACGCAAAAACCCCCAACAGCUGAAACUCCAGCUCCUUCCCCACCAGCAAUACCGGGGACGAGUAGACCUCCUCUCCCAAUAGAGCCUGUUGUUGCUGAACCUAGUCCUCCUUAUGGUCCAGCUACUCCUGCAACGAGACCGCCUCGCCCGUCUUAUCCUACUCCACCACAACUUCCACCUAUCGCUGAGACCUCAUCUCGACCACCAUAUCCUACCCAGGCACCACCAUCAAAUUUUAACCCCCCUACUUUACCGGUUAUUGCUGAAACUUCAUCACCCAGUACACCUAGACCAGUUGGUCCAACUCCACCUAGACCUUCAAAUCCUCCUAGCAUUCCUCCUUUAGCCGAAACCCAAAAACCUUAUUAUCCUUCUCCCGUUCAAGAAAUUCCGGGCAUUUCUAACCCACCUACUGUCCCAGUUAUUGCUGAAACUCCUUUACCCAGUACACCCAGACCAGCAGGUCCCACUCCACCAAAACCCUACAACCCUCCUAGCAUACCACCUUUGGCCGAAACACCAAAACCUUCUUAUCCUGCUCCUGUACAAGAACCACCUGGCAUUUCUAACCCACCUACUGUUCCAGUAAUUGCUGAGACAACGCGGCCCACUCCUAAACCUGAUAUUUCAUACCCACCUCCAGCUCCUUCCGUUCCUCCUUUCCAACCCCCAACGGCGGAAUCUCCUGCUCCAUCCCCACCGGCAAUACCAGGAACCAGUAGACCUCCGUUACCAACUGAGCCGGUUAUAUCUGAACCAAGCCCUCCUUAUGUGCCAGCUACUCCUGCAACGAGGCCGCCUCGCCCGUCUUAUUCUACUCCACCACAACUUCCACCUAUCGCUGAGACCUCAUCUCGACCACCAUAUCCUACCCAGGCACCACCAUCAAAUUUUAACCCCCCUACUUUACCGGUUAUUGCUGAAACUUCAUCACCCAGUACACCUAGACCAGUUGGUCCAACUCCACCUAGACCUUCAAAUCCUCCUAGCAUUCCUCCUUUAGCCGAAACCCAAAAACCUUAUUAUCCUUCUCCCGUUCAAGAAACUCCGGGCAUUUCUAACCCACCUACUGUCCCAGUUAUUGCUGAAACUCCUUUACCCAGUACACCCAGACCAGCAGGUCCCACUCCACCAAAACCCUACAACCCUCCUAGCAUACCACCUUUGGCCGAAACACCAAAACCUUCUUAUCCUGCUCCUGUACAAGAACCACCUGGCAUUUCUAACCCACCUACUGUUCCAGUAAUUGCUGAGACAACGCGGCCCACUCCUAAACCUGAUAUUUCAUACCCACCUCUACCUCCUUCCGUUCCUCCUUUCCAACCCCCAACGGCUGAAUCUCCCGCGCAAUCACCACCAGCAAUACCAGGAACUAGUAGACCUCCGUUACCAACUGAGCCGGUUAUAUCUGAACCAAUCCCUCCUUAUGGUCCAGCUACUCCUUCUACAAGGCCACCUCGCCCAUCCUAUCCUACUCCCCCUCAUCUCCCACCCAUUGCUGAGACCUCAUAUAAACCACCUUUACCUACGAAAGCACCUUCUUCAGUUCCCUAUCCUUCCACCGUUCCGGUAAUUGCUGAAACAAUUUCAUCGACUUCACGACCAAUUGGCCCAACACCACUAAGACCAUAUAACCCACCUAGUAUGCCGCCUGUGGCCGAAACUCCCAGUCCUUCUAAUCCAGCUCCUAUUCAAGAGCAACCUGGUAUUUCUAACCCACCUACUGUCUCCGUUAUCGCUGAAACUUCUCGGCCUACUCCUCCCCCUGGAUCACAGUAUUCACCUCCAUCUCCUUCCGUUCCUCCAUUCCAACCUCCAGUAGCAGAAAGUCCUGCUCCUUCCCCUCCUGCAACACCAGGAACAAGUAGGCCUCCACCACCCAUUGAACCAGUCGUAGCUGAACCCAGUCCACCAGGUCCAGCUCAGCCAGGCACAAGGCCUCCACGACCAAACUAUCCAACUCCUCCUAGUUUAUCACCUGAGGCUGAAACGCAACGACCUUAUCCACCUUCACCUACCCCACAGCAACCUUCGAUAUCUAAUCCUCCAACGGUUCCCGUGAUUGGAGAACAACCAUCGACGACCAAUAAACCAUAUCCUCCUCAUCCACCCCCUGUUACAUCGUCUCCUGCCCUUCCACCAUUAGCUGGAACACCUUCACAAUAUCCUAUAGGCCCAACUUCUCGACCACCUGGUUAUCCUGUACCACCUCCGACUUCUCCCGUUGAAGCGGAAGUACCUUCCCCGUCACCUCAAGAUAAACCUGGUUUGCCAUCUUAUCCACAAGUUCCCAGUAGACCACCAACAGCUGUUUUACCCACUCGGCCCUCGGCAGUAGCCGGAACGCGGCCUCCAGGUUCCCCUCCCACUGUCCCUGUAAUUGGGGAAAGACCACCUUCCAAUCCCAUUUCACCACCUUCUCAAAAACCAGAUCCUUACCCUUACCCUAAACCACCUCCAUCAAUACCCGAAAUAACCACUAGGCCACCGCCAACAGUGCCUGGUCAAACCCCUGUCACCCCCGGUACCCCAACACCCGUAGUUGCUGAACCGUCUCGUCCUGAAACACCGGGUCGUCCACAAAUCCAGCAGCCACCUACUGGAACGCAAGUCACACCACCAUCGUUUGUCUGGCCUGAGCCGCUUAGACCUAUCACGUCGGAACGGCCUUCAUUCGGUCGCCCGACUCCUCCACAGGUGAUCAUCCCACCGAAAACGGGUUGCGUCAGCAACAACGACUGCCUGGACACCGAGGCCUGUGACAUCCCUAACGAGCGCUGUGUCGACCCUUGUUCUUUCCAGCCUUGUGUGCCGAAUGCUCAGUGCCAAGUGGUGUAUCACAAUCCUGUCUGCGCUUGCCGCCCUGGAUACACAGGAGUUGCCAGCAUCCAAUGCAUACCUGUGGUUGUCGGUGAAUGCCUGUCCAACAACGAUUGUCCUUAUGAUCGUUACUGCGAUCGCCCUACUGCCCAGUGUAUUCCAGUUUGCCAGACGCGCAUCUGUGGGCAACUUGCUUCAUGCCAGGCAGUCAAUCAUAAUGCCGUCUGCAGUUGCCUUGAAGGCUAUACAGGAAACCCUCGCGAGCAGUGUUAUAAAUUGACUGGCUGCCGAAGCAACAACGACUGCCCAGCAAAAGAAGCUUGCAUUAACGGACAGUGUGUUAAUCCAUGCCGUUGUGGAGUUGGAGCUGUUUGCGAAAUUAGGGAUCACAGCCCAAUCUGCAAAUGUCCACCAGGAACAGUUGGCAAUCCUCUAUCCGGCUGCACAUCUCCAGUAGUAUCAGAACCAUGCAAUCCCAGCCCGUGUGGACCGAAUGCUGAUUGUUCUGUAGGAGUGACCAAAAAUCCAAUUUGUACUUGUCGUCCUGGCUUUUACGGAGAUCCCCAAAGCAAUCGUGGGUGUGGACCUGAAUGUACCACAAACAGCGCAUGCCAGUCGACACAGGCGUGCAUCAACCAAAAGUGUCGCGAUCCAUGCCCAGGAGUUUGUGGAAUAAACGCAGCUUGUCGAGUGUCAGGACACAAUCCAGUUUGCUCAUGCGUUCCUGGAUAUACCGGAAACCCGUACCAGAAUUGCAAUCCGAUUGUCGUUUCGGCCGUCGAGACUCCAACUUUGGCGCCACCUAUCUCUUAUCCACAACAACCACCAAGACCAGAUUGCCCUAACUGUAAACCCGAAUGCGUCCUUAACUCGGACUGCCCGCCCAACUUAGCCUGCAUCAACGCAAAGUGCAGAGAUCCCUGUCCUGGAGUCUGUGGCCAAAAUGCAGUCUGCAAAGUCAACAAUCACAACCCGAUAUGCUCUUGCCUGCAAGGAUAUCAAGGCGACCCUACCAGAUCUUGUGCUCCACGACCGGUUGAACCAGUUGUUUCGGAGCCAGUCGUUACUCAGCCUUGCAAUCCAAGUCCGUGUGGCAACUACGCAGAAUGUCGUCCAGUCAACAAUCAAGCAGUGUGCUCUUGCUUACCAGGUUACUUUGGCACACCUUGCCGUCCCGAAUGCGUUGCCAGCAGUGACUGUCCUCAGAACAAAGCCUGUGUUAAUCAGAAAUGUGUCGACCCAUGCCCAGGCACAUGUGGAAUUGGAGCUAACUGCGUCGUCAAAGAUCACAAUCCCAUCUGUUCUUGCCCUGGCAGCAUGACAGGCGAUCCUUUCGUUCGUUGUACAGAACCAGUAGUUGUCCAACCCGAAACAGUCACCACAAGACCGAAAGAUCCCUGCACUCCAACCCCGUGUGGUGUUGGAGCAGAAUGCAGAUCCCAAGGAAAUAGUGCUACUUGCAAAUGUCCAAUUAAUUAUGUAGGAGAUCCUUAUACUGGAUGUCGACCAGAAUGUGUUCAAAACUCAGACUGCCCGCGCGACAAAAGCUGCGCUAACAACCGGUGCAUUAAUCCAUGUCCGGGCGUCUGUGGAUUGAACGCAGAGUGUCGAGUUACCAAUCAUUAUCCAGUCUGUAGUUGUAUCUCUGGUUACACUGGCGAUGCCUCAUCAGCUUGCCGUCCUAUUCCAAUUGAAAGUCGUCCAAUAGAACCUGUUGUGACUGAAAGGCCAUGUGUUCCAUCACCAUGUGGACCAAAUAGCGCCUGCAGAGAAGUUAGCAAUAAACCCGUCUGCUCUUGUCAAUCUGGAUUCGUAGGAGUUCCUCCUAGCUGCCGACCCGAGUGUUCAUCGAAUGCUGAAUGCUCUCAGUCAUUGGCCUGUAUAAACCAAAAAUGUCGAGAUCCUUGUCCAGGAGUUUGUGGGGAGAACGCUAUCUGUCGAGUCACCAAUCACAACCCAAUUUGCAACUGUCCUAACGACCGUACAGGCGAUCCAUUCAUUCGUUGCCAACCUUUCCCUGCUCGUCCUCAAGAGCCGGUCAUUGAAGAACGACCUAACCCUUGCAUUCCUUCGCCAUGUGGUCCUAAUUCCCAAUGCCAGGUUGUAAGAAACCAAGCCCAAUGUGGAUGUCAAGACGGUAUGAUCGGUACUGUACCAAACUGCCGACCCGAAUGUGUUCGUAACAGCGAUUGCCCAUCGAAUUUGGCUUGCAUCAACCAAAAGUGUAAAGAUCCUUGUCCGGGAGUAUGCGGUGCCAACACUCAAUGUCGAGUAGUCGGUCACAAUCCAGUUUGUUCUUGCAAGGAAUCCUAUACAGGCGACCCAUACCGAAACUGCGUUCCGAUUCAACCUGUUGUGUCCGAACCAGUCAAGAAACCUCCUACUCCAAAUCCUUGCGUUCCAUCACCUUGUGGUGCAAAUGCCGUUUGUAGAGAUCAGUCAGGAUUGGCAAUAUGUCAGUGUCUACCUGAAUACUUUGGUGACGCCCGCCAGGGAUGUAAACCCGAAUGCGUUCUUAAUUCCGACUGCGCUUCCACCCAAGUUUGUGUCAACCAAAAAUGCCGCGAUCCUUGCCCAGGAUUAUGUGGCAACAACGCAGAAUGCCGAGUCGUUAACCAUUUCGCCACUUGCUAUUGUCCUCAAGGCUAUACGGGUAGUCCACUGGAAUCGUGCAAGGUCAUUCCAGUUGAAGUGCCAAGACCAACUCAACCGACCGCCGCUGAAAAGUGUACUCCAUGCAAUCCAUCUCCUUGUGGUCCAUACAGUGUCUGUCGAGAAGUGGAUUGUCGCCCUGUUUGCUCCUGUCAAACUGAAUACCAAGGCGUGCCACCCAGUUGUAGGCCUGAAUGUCUCCUGAACUCAGAUUGUGAAUCCACUUUGGCUUGCAUCAAACAAAAAUGUAAGGAUCCUUGUGCUGGAAUCUGCGGCCAGGGAGCUGAAUGUCGUGUGGUAUCCCACAACCCGAUUUGCAGUUGUCCACGUGGAAAAACAGGAGAUCCUUUUAUCGAGUGUCGCCCAACACCAGUUGUGACACCACCCAUUCAACCACAAGUUGUCGAUCCAUGUGUGCCAACACCAUGCGGACCAAACAGCGUAUGCCAAGUCCUUAACGACAAAGCUACCUGUGGUUGUGUCGCCAAUAUGAUUGGAACGGCACCCAACUGCCGACCUGAGUGUGUAGUGAACAGUGAUUGUCCUAGCAACCGAGCAUGUGUCAGCCAAAAGUGUGUCGAUCCCUGCCCCGGCUCUUGUGGUUUCAACGCAGAUUGCCGAGUUGCUAACCACCAACCAGUCUGCUCGUGUCAACCAAAAUUCACCGGUGACCCUUACGCGUCUUGUCGCCCCAUUCCUGUCGUCGUGCCACCGACUGAACCUUCAGUCGUUAAACCUUGCGAUCCUUCGCCUUGCGGACCGAACAGCAUAUGUAGACCAGUCGGGUCUGAGCCUGUUUGCUCUUGCCAGUCAGGCUUUGACGGUGUUCCACCUGAAUGUCGACCUGAAUGUAUUUCGAGUUCGGAAUGCCCCCCGUCUAAAGCUUGUGUCAACAUGAAAUGUCAAGAUCCAUGCCCCGGGGCAUGUGGCCGAGAUGCACAAUGCCGAGUUGUUAACCACAGCCCAAUUUGCAUCUGUCCGUCUGGAUGGACUGGCGACCCUCUAACUGGAUGCCGAAUCAUCCCUAUUGUAGCACCAACACCUAAUCCUGUAGUGGAGGAAAGCACGUUACGUCCAAUACCACCAAACCCGUGUACACCAUCACCAUGUGGACCAAAUUCGCAAUGCCAAGCCGUUUCAGGACAAGCCCAAUGUGGCUGUGUAUCGGGCAUGAUCGGAACUGCACCCAACUGUCGACCUGAGUGUGUACUGAGCUCCGACUGCACAUCAAAUAGAGCUUGUAUCAAUCAGAAAUGUGUUGAUCCAUGCCCCGGAGUUUGUGCACCGAACGCAGAGUGCAGAGUGGUUAGCCAUUCUCCAGUCUGUAGUUGUGUAGCUGGGUACACAGGCGAUGCUUUUAGCAACUGUCGACCAAUCCCUGCUGUUGUUGAACCAAACGUCGUCCAACCGCCAACUCCUUGCGAUCCCAAUCCUUGUGGUACCAAUGCUCAAUGCAAAUCACAAAACGGAGCCAUCAAUUGCGUCUGUCCGGCAAACUAUGUCGGCGAUCCGUACAGCUCUUGUCGACCUGAAUGCGUUCUUAACACAGAUUGCCAAAGAGAUAAAAAUUGCGUGAAUAGCCGCUGCGUCGAUCCAUGCCCGGGAACUUGUGGAAUGAACGCUAUCUGUAGGGUAACAAAUCACAUCCCUGUAUGCAGUUGCAAAGAGUCUCACACUGGAGAUCCUUAUGGAUCUUGCCGUCCUAUUCCCGUGAAACCGCUCAUAACAUCUCCAAGUGAAGUAGAAAGACCUUGCGUACCGACACCUUGCGGUCCAAAUAGUCAAUGCCGUGAGGUCGGCAAUGCUCCGGUCUGUUCUUGUCAGUCAGGCUACCUUGGUGUACCACCAGAAUGUAGACCGGAAUGUGUGUCAAGCUCAGAGUGCGCACCGUCUCAGGCUUGUGUCAACUUCAAAUGUCAAGAUCCCUGUCCUGGAACCUGUGGUCGAGAUGCUCAGUGCCGUGUAGUUAAUCACAACCCGAUUUGCGUGUGCCCUUCGGGAUGGACUGGUGAUCCUCUUACUGGUUGUCACAUUAUUCCUACACCGGUACCAAACCCUGUAGUGGAAGAAGGCACGUUACGACCCAUACCACCCAACCCUUGCACGCCAUCACCAUGCGGACCAAACUCGCAAUGCCAAGUCGUUUCUGGUCAAGCUCAAUGUGGAUGUGCGUCUGGGAUGAUUGGUUCUGUGCCCAACUGUCGGCCAGAAUGUGUACUCAGCUCGGACUGCCCAUCGAAUAGGGCCUGCAUCAAUCAGAAAUGCGUUGAUCCUUGCCCCGGUACUUGUGCAUCCAACGCUGAUUGUAGAGUUGUCAACCACUCCCCCGUAUGCAAUUGUGCAACGGGUUACAUUGGCGAUGGUUUUAGUAAUUGUCGUCCGAUUCCAGCAGUCGUCGAACCAAACGUCGUCCAGCCGUCGACACCUUGUGAUCCUAAUCCUUGCGGUACCAACGCUCAAUGCAAAACGCGAAAUGGGGCAAUCGAUUGCUCCUGUCCUGGAAACUAUGUUGGUGAUCCUUACAGUUCUUGUCGACCAGAAUGUGUUCUCAACACAGACUGUCCUCGUGACCAGAGCUGUUCUCGCAAUCGCUGUAUUGAUCCUUGUCCAGGAACAUGUGGUUUGAAUGCUGAUUGCAGAAUCUCAAAUCACAUUCCUGUUUGCAGUUGCAAACAAUCCCAUACUGGAGACCCUUACGGCUCCUGUCGUCCUAUACCUGUGAUAAUACCUCCCACAUCUCCGUCAGUUGUCGAGAAACCUUGCGAUCCUUCUCCUUGCGGACCAAACAGUAUUUGUAGACCUGUCGGAAACUCUCCUGUCUGCUCCUGCCAGACCAACUAUCUAGGCCUUCCACCCAAUUGUAGACCUGAGUGCGUAUCCAGUGCCGAAUGCCCGGCUUCUCAAGCGUGCGUCAACUUAAAGUGUCAGGAUCCUUGCAAAGAUAUUUGUGGUCGCGACGCUAAUUGCAAAGUCGUCAAUCAUAAUCCAAUCUGCAUCUGUCCUUCUGGAUGGACUGGAGAUCCAUUAACUGGAUGCCGAAUCAUUCCGACUGCUUUACCAAGCCCAGUUGUAGAAGAAGGAACACUAAGACCCAUCCCACCUAAUCCGUGCACACCAAAUCCUUGCGGACCCAACUCACAAUGCCAAGCAGUGUUCGGAAAGGCGGAAUGCGGAUGUCUUAGCAACAUGAUUGGCUCAGCACCGAACUGUCGACCGGAGUGUGUCCUUAACUCAGACUGCCCAGCGAGUAGCGCUUGUGUCAAUCAGAAAUGCGUCGAUCCUUGUCCAGGAACCUGUGGCUCAAACUCUGAAUGUCGUGUAGUCAACCACUCGCCUGUUUGCAGUUGUGCAGCAGGUUUCACUGGCAACGCUUUCAACGACUGUCGACCAGUCCCCACCGUCGUUGAACCAAAUGUUGUUCAACCACCGAGCCCUUGCGAUCCCAACCCAUGCGGAACCAAUGCCCAGUGCAAAUCGCAAAAUGGAGCCAUCAAUUGCGUGUGCCCGGCAAAUUAUAUCGGAGAUCCGUUUGACUCAUGUCGACCUGAAUGCCUUUUAAACACGGAUUGUCCUCGUGAAAAGAGCUGCGUGAAAAACCGAUGCGUUGAUCCUUGUCAGGGAACAUGCGGUUCCAACGCUGACUGUAGAGUUGCCAACCACAUUCCCGUUUGCAGUUGCAAAGAGGCCCAUACUGGAGAUCCUUAUGGAUCUUGCCGUCCAAUUCCUGUGAUAAUUCCACCGACUUCACCAAGUGUUAUCGAAAAACCAUGCGAUCCUCCUCCAUGUGGUCCUCAUAGUACAUGUAGACCGGUCGGCAACGCUCCUGUCUGCGCUUGUCAGCCAGGCUAUUUGGGAAUUCCACCGGAAUGUAGACCUGAAUGCGUAUCUAGCUCUGAAUGCGCUCCUGCACAAGCCUGUCUCAACUUCAAAUGCCAAGAUCCUUGUCCCGGAACUUGCGGCAGAGAUGCCCAAUGCAAAAUAGUCAACCACAACCCCAUUUGUAUUUGUCCAGCUGGAUGGACUGGUGACCCAUUAACAGGGUGCCGUAUAAUACCGACUCCGAUACCCAACCCUGUAGUGGAAGAAGGCACAUUGCGACCCAUUCCACCUAAUCCGUGCACACCAUCGCCAUGCGGACCCAGUUCGCAGUGUCAAGUGGUUUCUGGACAAGCCCAGUGCGGCUGUCUUCCGAAUAUGAUUGGCUCCGCCCCGAAUUGUAGACCGGAAUGUUUGGUCAGCUCAGACUGCCCAUCGCAAAGCGCUUGCAUAAACCAGAGAUGUAUCGAUCCUUGUUCAGGAACAUGCGCUAGCAAUUCUGAUUGUCGCGUUGUCAAUCAUUCACCCGUUUGCACCUGUGCCGUUGGUUACACGGGCAAUGGUUUUACAGAUUGUCGACCAGUCCCAGCAGUGGUCGAACCAAAUGUCGUCCAACCACCGACUCCUUGCGAUCCAAACCCUUGUGGAACCAACGCCCAAUGCAAAACGCAAAAUGGAGCCAUCAAUUGCGUGUGCCCUGCUAGUUACAUAGGUGAUCCCUACAGUUCUUGUCGGCCAGAAUGUGUUCUCAGCACAGACUGUCCCCGUGAUAAGAACUGCCUUCAAAAUCAAUGCGUGGAUCCAUGCGUGGGAACAUGUGGCUUUAACGCCGACUGUAGAGUUUCUAACCACCUCCCCGUUUGCAGUUGCAAAGAAUCGCACACUGGUGAUCCUUAUGGAUCUUGUCGCCCUAUUCCUGUGAUAAUACCACCGACCGCUCCCUCCCUUGUCGAGGAACCGUGCAAACCAUCUCCUUGUGGACCAAAUAGCGUCUGCAGGCCAGUCGGUAACGCUCCCGUCUGCUCUUGUCAACCAAACUACUUGGGCUUGCCACCGGAUUGUAGACCGGAAUGUGUUUCAAGUUCAGAAUGUGCUCCUUCGCAAGCUUGUCUGAAUCUCAAGUGCCAAGAUCCUUGCAAAGAAACUUGUGGCCGAGAAGCACAAUGCAAAGUUGUCAAUCACAACCCGAUUUGCGUGUGUCCAUCAGGGUGGACAGGCGAUCCUAUGACCGGGUGUCGCAUUAUUCCGACACCCAUACCUAGCCCAUCUGUUGAGGAAGGCACAUUACGACCCAUUCCACCUAAUCCUUGCACGCCAACACCUUGCGGACCCAACUCGCAAUGCCAAGUUGUGUCAGGACAGGCCCAAUGCGGAUGUGUGGCCGGAAUGAUUGGCUCCGCUCCUAAUUGCCGUCCCGAGUGUGUACUCAGUUCAGAGUGUCCAUCAAACAGGGCUUGUAUCAACCAGAAAUGUGUGGAUCCAUGCCUUGGAACAUGUGCACCAAACGGCGAAUGUCGCGUUGUUAACCACCGACCCGUUUGUAGUUGCGCAACUGGUUACUCCGGAGACGGAUUUAGCAAUUGCCAGCCAAUUCCAGUUGUUGUCGAACCAAAUAUCGUCCAACCACCAACUCCUUGCGACCCAAAUCCUUGCGGUACCAACGCCCAAUGCAAGACGCGAAACGGGGCAAUCGAUUGCUCUUGUCCAGGAAACUAUGUCGGUGAUCCAUUCAGUUCAUGCAGACCCGAAUGUGUUCUCAACACGGACUGUCCACGCGAUAAAAGCUGCUCUCGAAACCGCUGUGUUGAUCCGUGUGUGGGAGCUUGUGGCGAUAAUGCUGACUGUAGAGUUGCGAACCACAUUCCCGUUUGCAGCUGCAAAGAAGCCCACACUGGCGAUCCUUACGGAUCUUGCCGUCCUAUUCCCGUGAAGAUUCCUCCAACCUCACCAAGUGUUAUCGAAAAACCUUGCGAUCCUCCUCCGUGUGGUCCUCAUAGUACAUGUAGACCAGUCGGCAACGCUCCUGUCUGCGCUUGUCAGCCAGGCUAUUUGGGAAUUCCACCAGAAUGUAGACCGGAAUGCGUCUCGAGCUCUGAAUGCGCUCCCUCACAAGCCUGUCUCAACUUUAAGUGCCAAGAUCCUUGUCCUGGAACUUGCGGCCGAGACGCAAAAUGUCAAGUUGUUAACCACAACCCGAUUUGCGUGUGUCCAUCGGGAUGGACUGGUGAUCCUCUAACUGGUUGUCACAUUAUACCUACACCAAUACCCAACCCUGUUGUUGAAGAAGGCACGUUACGACCCAUACCACCUAAUCCAUGCACGCCAUCACCAUGCGGACCCAGUUCACAAUGCCAAGUGGUUUCAGGACAAGCCCAGUGCGGGUGUCUUCCGAAUAUGAUUGGUUCGGCCCCAAAUUGUAGACCGGAGUGUUUGGUCAGCUCAGACUGCCCAUCCCAAAGCGCUUGCAUCAACCAGAAAUGUAUCGAUCCCUGUUCAGGAACAUGCGCUAGCAAUUCUGAUUGUCGUGUUAUCAAUCACUUACCCGUUUGCACCUGUGCCGUUGGUUACACGGGCAACGGUUUUACAGAUUGUCGCCCUGUGCCAGUAGUUGUCGAGCCAAAUGUUGUCCAACCACCUACUCCAUGCGAUCCCAAUCCUUGUGGCACCAAUGCCCAAUGCAACACACGAAACGGAGCCAUCAAUUGUGUCUGCCCAGCAAAUUAUGUCGGCGAUCCGUACAGCUCUUGUCGACCUGAAUGCGUUCUAAACACAGAAUGUCCAAGAGAUAAAAAUUGCGUGAAUAAUCGUUGCGUCGAUCCAUGCCCAGGAACUUGCGGUAUUAACGCUGUUUGUAGGGUCACGAAUCAUAUCCCUGUCUGCAGUUGCAAAGAGUCUCACACCGGAGAUCCUUAUGGAUCCUGUCGUCCUAUUCCCGUUAAACCGCUCAUAACAUCUCCAAGUGAAGUAGAAAGACCUUGCGUACCGACACCUUGCGGUCCAAAUAGUCAAUGCCGUGAGGUCGGCAAUGCUCCGGUCUGUUCUUGUCAGUCAGGCUACCUUGGUGUACCACCAGAAUGUAGACCGGAAUGUGUGUCAAGCUCAGAGUGCGCACCGUCUCAGGCGUGUGUCAACUUCAAAUGUCAAGAUCCCUGUCCUGGAACCUGUGGUCGAGAUGCUCAGUGCCGUGUAGUUAAUCACAACCCGAUUUGCGUGUGUCCUUCGGGAUGGACUGGUGAUCCUCUAACUGGUUGUCGCGUUAUUCCUACACCAGUACCAAACCCUGUAGUGGAAGAAGGCACGUUACGACCCAUUCCACCCAACCCUUGCACGCCAUCACCAUGCGGACCAAACUCGCAAUGUCAAGUCGUUUCUGGUCAAGCUCAAUGUGGAUGUGUGUCUGGGAUGAUUGGUUCUGUGCCUAACUGUCGGCCAGAAUGUGUACUCAGCUCAGACUGUCCGUCAAAUAGGGCCUGCAUCAAUCAGAAAUGUAUUGAUCCUUGCCCUGGUACUUGUGCAUCCAACGCUGAUUGUAGAGUCGUCAACCACUCCCCCGUGUGCAAUUGCGCAACGGGUUAUACUGGCGAUGGUUUCAGUAAUUGCCGUCCAAUUCCAGCAGUCGUCGAACCAAACGUCGUUCAACCACCGAGACCGUGCGACACUAACCCAUGUGGAACGAACGCUCAAUGCAAAUCACAAAACGGAGCCAUCAAUUGCGUCUGCCCGUCAAAUUAUGUUGGCGAUCCUUACAGUUCUUGUCGACCAGAAUGUGUUCUCAACACAGACUGUCCUCGAGACCAGAGCUGUUCUCGCAAUCGCUGCAUCGAUCCUUGUCCAGGAACAUGUGGAUUGAAUGCUGAUUGCAGUGUUUCAAAUCAUAUUCCUGUUUGCAGUUGCAAACAAUCCUACACGGGAGACCCUUAUGGCUCCUGCCGUCCUAUACCUGUGAUAAUACCUCCAACAUCUCCCUCAGUUGUCGACAAACCUUGUGAUCCACCUCCGUGUGGACCGAACAGUAUAUGCAAACCAGUCGGAAACGCCCCAGUGUGCUCCUGUCAACCUAAUUACUUGGGUUUACCACCAAACUGUAGACCCGAAUGCGUAUCUAGUGCCGAAUGUCCCGCUUCUCAAGCGUGCGUCAACUUCAAAUGUCGAGAUCCCUGUUUAGGAACCUGUGGAAGAGAUGCCGAAUGUUUUGUUGUUAAUCAUAGUCCAGUCUGUGUCUGUCCUUCUGGAUGGACCGGUGAUCCAUUAACUGGAUGCCGAAUCAUUCCGACUGCUAUACCUAGCCCAGUUGUAGAAGAAGGAACACUAAGACCCAUCCCACCUAAUCCCUGCACACCAAAUCCUUGCGGACCCAACUCACAAUGCCAAGCAGUGUCCGGACAGGCGGAAUGCGGAUGUCUUAGCAACAUGAUCGGCUCGGCACCGAACUGUCGACCGGAGUGUAUCCUUAACUCAGACUGCCCAGCCAGUAGCGCUUGUGUCAAUCAGAAAUGCGUCGAUCCUUGUCCAGGAACCUGUGGCUCAAACUCUGAAUGUCGCGUAGUCAACCACUCGCCUGUUUGCAGUUGUGCAGCAGGUUUCACUGGCAACGCUUUCAACGACUGCCGACCAGUCCCCGUCGUCGUUGAACCAAAUGUUGUUCAACCACCGAGCCCUUGCGAUCCCAACCCAUGCGGAACCAAUGCCCAGUGCAAAUCGCAAAACGGAGCCAUCAAUUGCGUGUGCCCGGCAAAUUAUAUCGGAGAUCCGUUUGACUCAUGUCGACCUGAAUGCCUUUUAAACACGGAUUGUCCUCGUGAAAAGAGCUGCGUGAAAAACCGAUGCGUUGAUCCUUGUCAGGGAACAUGCGGUUCCAACGCUGACUGUAGAGUUGCCAACCACAUUCCCGUUUGCAGUUGCAAAGAGGCCCAUACUGGAGAUCCUUAUGGAUCUUGCCGUCCAAUUCCUGUGAUAAUUCCACCGACUUCACCAAGUGUUAUCGAAAAACCAUGCGAUCCUCCUCCAUGUGGUCCUCAUAGUACAUGUAGACCGGUCGGCAACGCUCCUGUCUGCGCUUGUCAGCCAGGCUAUUUGGGAAUUCCACCGGAAUGUAGACCUGAAUGCGUAUCUAGCUCUGAAUGCGCUCCUGCACAAGCCUGUCUCAACUUCAAAUGCCAAGAUCCUUGUCCCGGAACUUGCGGCAGAGAUGCCCAAUGCAAAAUAGUCAACCACAACCCCAUUUGUAUUUGUCCAGCUGGAUUGACUGGUGACCCAUUAACAGGGUGCCGUAUAAUACCGACUCCGAUACCCAACCCUGUAGUGGAAGAAGGCACAUUGCGACCCAUUCCACCUAAUCCGUGCACACCAUCGCCAUGCGGACCCAGUUCGCAGUGUCAAGUGGUUUCUGGACAAGCCCAGUGCGGCUGUCUUCCGAAUAUGAUUGGCUCCGCCCCGAAUUGUAGACCGGAAUGUUUGGUCAGCUCAGACUGCCCAUCGCAAAGCGCUUGCAUAAACCAGAGAUGUAUCGAUCCUUGUUCAGGAACAUGCGCUAGCAAUUCUGAUUGUCGCGUUGUCAAUCAUUCACCCGUUUGCACCUGUGCCGUUGGUUACACGGGCAAUGGUUUUACAGAUUGUCGACCAGUCCCAGCAGUGGUCGAACCAAAUGUCGUCCAACCACCGACUCCUUGCGAUCCAAACCCUUGUGGAACCAACGCCCAAUGCAAAACGCAAAAUGGAGCCAUCAAUUGCGUGUGCCCUGCUAGUUACAUAGGUGAUCCCUACAGUUCUUGUCGGCCAGAAUGUGUUCUCAGCACAGACUGUCCCCGUGAUAAGAACUGCCUUCAAAAUCAAUGCGUGGAUCCAUGCGUGGGAACAUGUGGCUUUAACGCCGACUGUAGAGUUUCUAACCACCUCCCCGUUUGCAGUUGCAAAGAAUCGCACACUGGUGAUCCUUAUGGAUCUUGUCGCCCUAUUCCUGUGAUAAUACCACCGACCGCUCCCUCCCUUGUCGAGGAACCGUGCAAACCAUCUCCUUGUGGACCAAAUAGCGUCUGCAGGCCAGUCGGUAACGCUCCCGUCUGCUCUUGUCAACCAAACUACUUGGGCUUGCCACCGGAUUGUAGACCGGAAUGUGUUUCAAGUUCAGAAUGUGCUCCUUCGCAAGCUUGUCUGAAUCUCAAGUGCCAAGAUCCUUGCAAAGAAACUUGUGGCCGAGAAGCACAAUGCAAAGUUGUCAAUCACAACCCGAUUUGCGUGUGUCCAUCAGGGUGGACAGGCGAUCCUAUGACCGGGUGUCGCAUUAUUCCGACACCCAUACCUAGCCCAUCUGUUGAGGAAGGCACAUUACGACCCAUUCCACCUAAUCCUUGCACGCCAACACCUUGCGGACCCAACUCGCAAUGCCAAGUUGUGUCAGGACAGGCCCAAUGCGGAUGUGUGGCCGGAAUGAUUGGCUCCGCUCCUAAUUGCCGUCCCGAGUGUGUACUCAGUUCAGAGUGUCCAUCAAACAGGGCUUGUAUCAACCAGAAAUGUGUGGAUCCAUGCCUUGGAACAUGUGCACCAAACGGCGAAUGUCGCGUUGUUAACCACCGACCCGUUUGUAGUUGCGCAACUGGUUACUCCGGAGACGGAUUUAGCAAUUGCCAGCCAAUUCCAGUUGUUGUCGAACCAAAUAUCGUCCAACCACCAACUCCUUGCGACCCAAAUCCUUGCGGUACCAACGCCCAAUGCAAGACGCGAAACGGGGCAAUCGAUUGCUCUUGUCCAGGAAACUAUGUCGGUGAUCCAUUCAGUUCAUGCAGACCCGAAUGUGUUCUCAACACGGACUGUCCACGCGAUAAAAGCUGCUCUCGAAACCGCUGUGUUGAUCCGUGUGUGGGAGCUUGUGGCGAUAAUGCUGACUGUAGAGUUGCGAACCACAUUCCCGUUUGCAGCUGCAAAGAAGCCCACACUGGCGAUCCUUACGGAUCUUGCCGUCCUAUUCCCGUGAAGAUUCCUCCAACCUCACCAAGUGUUAUCGAAAAACCUUGCGAUCCUCCUCCGUGUGGUCCUCAUAGUACAUGUAGACCAGUCGGCAACGCUCCUGUCUGCGCUUGUCAGCCAGGCUAUUUGGGAAUUCCACCAGAAUGUAGACCGGAAUGCGUCUCGAGCUCUGAAUGCGCUCCCUCACAAGCCUGUCUCAACUUUAAGUGCCAAGAUCCUUGUCCUGGAACUUGCGGCCGAGACGCAAAAUGUCAAGUUGUUAACCACAACCCGAUUUGCGUGUGUCCAUCGGGAUGGACUGGUGAUCCUCUAACUGGUUGUCACAUUAUACCUACACCAAUACCCAACCCUGUUGUUGAAGAAGGCACGUUACGACCCAUACCACCUAAUCCAUGCACGCCAUCACCAUGCGGACCCAGUUCACAAUGCCAAGUGGUUUCAGGACAAGCCCAGUGCGGGUGUCUUCCGAAUAUGAUUGGUUCGGCCCCAAAUUGUAGACCGGAGUGUUUGGUCAGCUCAGACUGCCCAUCCCAAAGCGCUUGCAUCAACCAGAAAUGUGUUGAUCCUUGCCCAGGCACUUGUGCUACAAAUGCCGACUGUAGGGUUAUAAACCACUCUCCGAUCUGCAAUUGUGCAUCGGGUUAUACUGGCGACGGUUUUAAAGACUGUCGCCCUAUGCCAGUUGUUGUUGAACCGAACGUUGUUCAACCACCGACACCUUGUGAUCCAAAUCCUUGCGGUACCAACGCCCAAUGCAAAUCGCAAAACGGAGCUAUAAAUUGCGUGUGCCCGGUUAAUUAUGUCGGUGAUCCAUUCAGCUCUUGUCGACCUGAAUGUGUUCUCAAUACGGAUUGUCCACGAGAUCAAAGCUGUUCCCGUAACCGAUGUAUCGAUCCAUGCCCGGGAACUUGUGGAAUCAACGCCGAUUGUAGAGUUGCGAAUCACAUUCCUGUUUGCAGUUGUAAAGAAGCCCAUACCGGAGAUCCUUAUGGAUCUUGUCGACCUUUACCCGUCAAACCACUUCCGACAUCACCGACUGUUGUUGAAAGACCCUGUGUACCGACACCUUGCGGUCCAAACAGUCAGUGUCGAGAGGUUGGAAAUGUCCCAGCAUGCUCAUGCCAACCAGGAUACAUGGGUGUACCACCGGAAUGUAGACCGGAAUGUGUCUCCAGCUCCGAGUGCUCACCGGCACAGGCCUGUCUCAAUUUCAAGUGCCAAGAUCCUUGCACUGGAACCUGUGGUCGAGAUGCUGACUGUCGUGUAGUCAAUCACAAUCCAAUCUGUGUCUGUCCAUCUGGAUGGACAGGUGAUCCACUAACCGGUUGUUCUAUAAUUCCGACACCCAUACUCAACCCGGUAGUCGAAGAAGGAACUUUACGUCCCAUCCCGCCCAAUCCUUGCACUCCAACGCCCUGUGGGCCCAAUUCGCAAUGCCAAGUCGUUUCAGGACAAGCCCAGUGUGGUUGUAUGCCCAACAUGAUUGGCACGACUCCCAACUGUCGACCGGAAUGCAUUCUUGGCUCCGAUUGCCCAUCGAAUAGCGCUUGCGUCAAUCAGAAAUGCGUAGAUCCUUGUCCGGGAACUUGUGGCUCGAAUUCAGAAUGCAGAGUCCUCAAUCAUUCCCCGAUUUGUAGUUGUGCUGCUGGUUACACUGGCAAUGCCUUUGAUAAUUGUCGACCCGUUCCAGCUGUUGUCGAGCCAAAUGUCGUGCAACCACAACAGCCGUGCGAAUCGCAUCCUUGCGGCACCAACGCACAGUGCAAAGAAUCACCAGGAGGCGGAAUCAAUUGUGUCUGUCCAGCCAAUUAUAUCGGCGAUCCGUACAGUUCUUGUAGACCGGAAUGCGUUCUAAGCAGUGACUGCCCUCGCGAUCGCACUUGUUCUCGCAACCGUUGCGUAGAUCCUUGUGCGGGAGCUUGUGGCACCAACAGCCAAUGUCGUGUGGCCAAUCACGUACCUGUAUGCUCCUGCGUCCAGGGUUUCUCCGGAGAUCCUUAUUCAUCGUGCCAACCUAUUCCAGCCGAGUCCCGACCGAUCGAACCUGUAGUACAAGAAAAACCGUGCGUUCCUUCUCCGUGUGGCCCCAACAGCCAAUGCCGCGGUGUCGGUAACGUUCCGGUUUGCUCUUGCAUCUCGGGCUACCUGGGUGUUCCGCCCGAAUGUCGUCCUGAGUGUGUGACGAGCUCCGAGUGCGCACCGAUGCAUGCCUGCGUCAAUUCUAAAUGCCAAAAUCCUUGUCUGGGCACUUGUGGUCUCAACUCCGAAUGUAAGAUCGUUAACCACAACCCGGUUUGCACCUGUCCGUCUGGAUGGACUGGUGAUCCAUUCACUCAGUGUCAAAUCAUUCCCACUCCAAUUCCUUCACCUACAGUAGAAGAAGGCACUUUACGGCCCAUUCCACCAAAUCCGUGCAAUCCGCCACCUUGCGGCUCGAAUGCCCAGUGUCAAGCGGUGGGUGGUGUCGCCCAGUGCGCCUGCCUUGCUGGAAUGAUCGGUUCGGUGCCGAACUGCCGACCAGAGUGCGUCAUUAGCUCGGACUGCCCAUCCAAACAGGCCUGCGUCAACCGUAAAUGUGUCGAUCCUUGUCCGGGCACUUGCGGCGCUAACGCCGAGUGUCGUGUAGUCAACCAUGCCCCGUCGUGCUCGUGUCGCGAAGGGUUCACUGGCAACGCUUUCGCUGACUGCCGGCCAGUUCCUGCUGUCGCCGAGGUGUUUAUGCCUGAACAGCCGCGUCCGUGCGAUUCACACCCUUGCGGCCCGAAUGCCCAUUGCAGUGUGAAUCCCAAUAGCGGAUCGGCCGCUUGCGUUUGUCCGCCCGAUUACCGCGGCGAUCCUUACAUGUCUUGUCGGCCCGAGUGCGCCGCUAAUUCAGACUGUCCACGCCAUCGAACUUGUCUCAAUAACCGAUGCGUUGAUCCUUGUGCCGGCGUUUGUGGCCUCGAAUCGCUUUGUCGCGUUGUUAACCACCUCCCCGUCUGCGGUUGCCCACAAGGUUACAUGGGCGAUCCGUACAGCCUGUGUCGACCGAUUCCCGUGCUCAUUGCCCCUACCACGGCGCCCAGUGUAGUGGAACCUUGCAAUCCGUCACCGUGCGAGGUCAACAGCCGUUGUGAGGUGUCUCCAUCAGGAGCGCCCGUCUGCGUCUGUUUGCCCGGUUUCACUGGGACGGCUCAACUGGGCUGUCGGCCAGAAUGUCUCUCGAACUCGGAGUGUCCGGCAGGUCUCAGUUGUGUCAAUCGGCGCUGUCGAGAUCCCUGUCCGGGACUUUGUGGCAAUCGAGCUGAAUGUUCCGUAGCCAGCCACAUGCCGUUCUGCAAUUGCCCACCGGGAUUCACCGGCGAUCCGUACAGCUCUCGCGGUUGUCAAAUCAUACCUUCUGCCGUUCAGCCACCUCUAGCCGAAGUUGGCACUUUGCGACCCAUUCCACCGAAUCCUUGUAAUCCGCCUCCAUGCGGCGCCAACAGCGUAUGCCAGGUAGUGCACAAUACGGCGCAAUGCUCUUGCAUGGCCGGCAUGAUUGGUGUUUCACCAAGCUGCCGUCCCGAGUGCGUUGUUGCCUCCGACUGUCCAGCCAGACGAGGUUGUGUCAACCAAAAGUGCGUUGAUCCUUGUCCGGGUACAUGCGGUACCAACUCCGACUGUCGAGUGAUUGAUCAUUCGCCUGUCUGUUCCUGUCGUCCAGGAUUCACAGGCAAUGCCUAUAUGUCUUGUCGGCCAAUACCCGUCGUUGUUGAACCUUCCGUAGUUGAGCCGACGAAAACAGGAUGCAAUCCUUCGCCUUGUGGUGUGAAUGCUGAGUGCCGUGACAUAAGCGGAUCGCCCGAAUGUAUUUGCCCACCAAACUACAUCGGAGAUCCUUACAGCUCAUGCCGUCCUGAAUGUGUCCUAAACACUGACUGCCCACGUGAUCGCACUUGCGUCCGCAAUCGAUGCGAGAAUCCUUGCACUGACGCAUGCGGCUCCAACGCUGAAUGUCGGGUCGCCAAUCACGUUCCAGUCUGCGUCUGUCAACCAGGUUUCACUGGCAAUCCAUUUUCGUCCUGCCAACCUACUCCUGUGGUUGGAGAACCCGGCACCAUCGACCGAGAAGACAGUUGCAAUCCAAAUCCUUGCGGAACCAACGCCGAAUGUCGUCAACAAGGCGUCAGUGGAAACGUUUGCGUCUGCUUACCCGGCUUGCUUGGCGAUCCUUACGUGGCCUGUAAACCCGAGUGUGUUACCAACUCGGACUGUUCCAACAACAAGGCUUGCAUCGCCCAGAAAUGUAAAGAUCCUUGCCCAGGAGCUUGCGGUGUCAAUGCUCGCUGUCAAGUGGUUGGCCACAACCCAGUUUGCUCGUGCCCCAACGGCUACACUGGUGAUCCGUUCAUCCGUUGCCAACCUCGACCAGCUGCCAUCGAAACACCGGUCGUCAAGCCCGAAUGUGAAGUCGAUCCUGACUGUCAAACCACUCAAGCUUGCGUCGAACAACGCUGUAUUGAUCCUUGUCUCCAACGGCCCGGUAUUUGCGCUCCCAACGCCGAGUGCCGAGUUGUCCAACACCGUCCGGUCUGCGUCUGCGCCGAAGGAUUCACUGGCAAUCCUCAAGUCCAGUGUUUCCAAGUUGGUUGCCGAUCCGAUUCCGACUGUCCUUCGAACGAAGCUUGCGUUAACCGCCAGUGUAAGGAUCCAUGCGUUUUCGAAACGUGCGGUACGAAUGCUCUUUGCCGUGUCAACCUUCACCGUCCCCAAUGUUUCUGCCCCGAACGUCACGAAGGCGAUCCUUACCGUGCUUGUCGCCAACCCGAAUGUCUCGUGGAUGAUGACUGUCCCAGCACUUUGGCUUGCCGUGAAAAGAACUGCCGUGACCCAUGCAACUGCCCUCCGAACACCAAGUGUACCGUAAUUAAUCACGUUCCCAGAUGCUCUUGCCCGGCUGGUUACAAGGGAGAACCUAACACGACCAAAGGAUGCUUUCUGCCAGAAGAGCCAGCUGCAGUUAAGGGUGGUUGUACUACCGACGGAGAAUGUCCCAGCAAACAUGCCUGCUUCAAUGGCGAGUGCGUCAAUCCUUGCACGGUCAUCAAGCCGUGCGGAUUGAACGCCCAGUGUCUGGUCAUCGAUUCACUCCCGCUCCGAACAAUGACUUGUCAAUGUCUGCCGGGUUAUUUCGGAAAUCCCAAUGUCGAGUGCCGCAGCGUUCCAAUUGAAGACCCUGGAUGUCGCUCAGACGAAAACUGCCCAGACAGUCAGAGCUGUCGCAACCGUCAAUGUGUCAGUCCAUGUGCAGUCGCCAAUCCUUGUGCCAAUAACGCCGUCUGUACCGUGACUGGACAUCAACCCAAGUGUACGUGCCCAGAAGAUUUCACCGGCAAUCCCAACAUCAACUGCUACCAGACUCUCCCACGUCCCGCCCGCUUCUGUCAGGCUGACGGGGACUGCAAUAACAUCAAUUCGUGCUUAGACAGUCAAUGCCAAAAUCCGUGCUUCGUAGCCAACCCUUGCCCCCCAAGCGCCGACUGCAAACCGUUUGAGCGCCAAGCCCAUUGCCACUGCCCCAACGGCACCAUAGGCAAUCCUUGGAACCGCUGUGACGCAGUUCCCAAAGCGGAUGUCGAAUGCCGAUCUGACCCCGAGUGUCCACUUGACAAGGCCUGUGAACAGCAGGUCUGUCAAGAUCCGUGCGUCAUCCGGAAUCCUUGUGGCGACAAUGCCGUUUGCCGUACCCAACAACAUCGACCCGUCUGCUUCUGUCCGGAUGGCUGGGGCGGUGAUCCACACCUUAAAUGCUUCCGACCCGAGUGCGAAGUCGAUGACGAUUGUCCUUCCGACCGAGCCUGUAUCACUGGAAAGUGUUUGAAUCCGUGCGUCUUUGGCGGCAGCCAAUGCGGUACGAACGCCCUGUGUCGCGUCACUCUCCAUCGCCCGCAAUGCUACUGUCCAGCUGGCAUGCAAGGCAAUCCGACCGUCAUUUGCAUCCCUGUCGGCUGCCAGAGUCACGACGAUUGCGCCACAGAGGAGGUUUGCGAUCGACUCAACCGCGUCUGCGUUAAAGUCUGCGAGACAAUCGCCUGCGCCCCAACGGCCACUUGUACCGGAAAAGACCAUCAAGCCAUAUGCGAUUGUCCACCAGGCCAGCGCGGAAAUCCAUUCGUUCGUUGCAUCGAAGAUGUACCUAUCGUUACGGCCAGUCCACCUCGUCCGGAAUGUCGCUCAGAUCCAGAGUGCCCCAGCAAAGAAGUCUGCAUCAGUAACAAAUGCGUCAAUCCUUGCGGCGUCAAUCCUUGCGGCGACACAGGGCAGCUUUGCAGCGUUGUAGACAGCACUCCGUUACGUACCGUGGUCUGCCAAUGUCCGCCGGACAGUUUCGCCGACGAGAACAGCCGUUGCAUCUCUGCUGUGACUGGAGAAACACCUCGUCCAGUUUCCGGUUGUAGGGCCGACGACGAAUGUCCUUCGGAAGAAGCCUGCCGCAAUGGCGUUUGCGAAAGUCCUUGCGAUUGCGCUCCCGAUUCCAUCUGUCGUGUCGUCGACCGUAAACCAGUCUGCGCUUGUCGCGAAGGAUUGACUGGUGAUCCAUUAGUGGCUUGUUACAAGGUGGGUUGCACGGUGGACGAAGAAUGCCCUGGAACACACGCUUGCGUCAACGGACAGUGCAAACCCGUCUGCUCGCCGGCCACCUGCGAAAGCGGGGCCAUCUGUCAAGGAAUCAACCACAGACCCAUUUGCGAAUGUCCGCCCGGAACGAAAGGCAAUCCCAAUGCCGGCUGCAAAGCUAUUGGCUGCACCAACUUGAAGGAUUGCCCCACAGAUCGAGCCUGUUUCAACGGCGUUUGUACCGAUCCUUGCUCCAUGCCAGACGCUUGCGCUGUCGAUCAGGAAUGUAAGCCUUUCAAUCACACGGCCGUCUGCGAUUGCCCGCCAGGAUUCCAGGGAUCACCUCAAACAGCUUGUACUCGCGUUGACAUCGAAUUAGGAUGCCGGGCCGAUACGGAUUGUCCGUCAUUGGAAGCCUGCAUCAACCGCGAAUGCAAAGAUCCUUGCGAAGCUUUGAAACCUUGUGCUCCGUCGGCCGUCUGUGAAGUCAAACCUACAUCGCCUUACCGUACCAUGGUGUGCGUCUGCCCGCCUGGAACAACCGGCUAUGCGGCCAUCGAAUGCGUCAAAGUUGCCGUUCCCGAAGUGGAAGAAGAAUGCGAAGUCACUGAAGGUUUCAUCAAGAUGCCUAACGGCACCUGCGUCUGCGAUCCACUUCGAAAUCUGGUGCCCGGCCCCAACGGAACCUGUAUCUGCGAUCCUGAAAAGGGUCUGAUUGCGGGUCCAUCUGGAGUCUGUGUCAGCCCAGUCCUGCUACCGGAAUGCGUCAGCAAUGACGACUGCCCAGACGACAAGUACUGUAACACCACAUGUCGCGAUCCUUGCGCUGAACGUGUCUGCUACCCCAACUCAGAGUGUCGUGCCACUGAACACCGGGCCGUUUGCGCCUGCAUUCGCGGACACGCCUAUAAGGACGAGGAAUCUGGAUGCGUACCAGAACCACCACCAUUCCGUACCGACUUCCCCCGACCGGACAUUGUUGUCAACUGUUUAGCCGAUGGCGUUCAGGUCGACAUCCACAUCGGCACAGCAGGUUUUGAUGGCGUCCUUUACGUCAAGGGACACUCCAAAGAUGAGAACUGUCGCCGUGUUCUCGACGCCAAACGUGACGUGGGCAGCAUCGAUUACAAGGUUCGCUUUGACACUUGCGGAUUGGUACUUGAGAAUGGAGAGGCCUCGUUCAUCCUGGUCAUCCAGAAACAUCCUAAAUUGAUGACAUUCAAAGCCCAGGCUUAUCAAGUUCGCUGCGUCUACGACACGCCAGAGAAAACCGUGACGGUUGGAUUCAAUGUCUCCAUGUUGACGACGGCUGGCACUAUUUCCAACACCGGCCCGCCACCUGUGUGCACCAUGAAGAUCUGCCUGCCUUCCGGGCAGGAAGUCCGUAGUGCUGUUAUCGGAGACACGCUCAUGCUCAAAGUCGAAGUCCAACCCAUCGGUAUCUAUGGCGGUUUUGCCCGCAGCUGCUAUGCCGUGACUGACAACAACAACACCCAUUUAGUUACGGACGAGAAUGGAUGUCCCACUGAUCCUACCAUCUUCGGUGCUUGGACACAACAUCCUGAAACGCGGACACUUGUCUCCACCUUCAACGCUUUCAAAUUCCCAGCUAGCGACAACAUUCGCUUCCAGUGCAACAUUCGUGUUUGUUUCGGCAGAUGCCAACCGGUCAACUGUGAUGGAGUAGACGCUUACGGGCGUCGUCGCCGUCGUCAAGCAGAUGUCGAAAAUCUGACACCUAGAACUACCAACUUGACUGAAGUGGAAAUUCGUGAAUCGGUUAUCGCCGGCCAAUUGCGUGAAGAGAUUAUGGUUCAAUCCAAUUCCAUCUUGGCAUUGGAUCGUGGAGGAGAAGAGAGAUUCAGCGCUCCAACAGAAGCACCCGACGUCGUCCGUCAAGAAGUUUGUGUCUCCACAAUGGGUUUCAUCAUUGCGCUCAUCAUUACGGCGCUGUUAGCACUAGUAGCUGUCGCUGUGGCAGUUUCCUGCUGGUUGAUGGCCUAUAGGAGACGACCCAAGAUCGACGGCCCUCUUCCCCAUCCGGCGGAAUUCCCAAAUCCGCUCUUUACGACGCCAGAGCCACUGGCCGAGCCCUCACCGGAUUAUCUUUCUUAAAUCCGCACUGACGGCUUCUAGAAUUGUGUCAAUAUCCAUAGGAGAAAUGGAGUUCAAAAAGAGUUGUUUUAUCUUUUUUUAAAAAAUCAAAUUUAGCAGCUUUGCAUAAAAAAGUGAAAGGCCAUAUGUGAAAAAAAACAAAAAAAAAGUUUUUGUAUUGGGUUGACGAAUGAGAAGGAGUGAUCAGUCGCCCAGUGUAACUUUGGGAGUUUAACCCACUUGUAAUGAUUUGUUGUACAGCCACUCAUUCGUCUGCAUUAUAUAGUCGUUCGGGAGUGAUGACGAAUUAACGAAACUCCCACCGUUAACUGGGCGGUGAUCUUUCAAGCAAAACUUUCGUGACGUGACUUAUUCGUUUCUGUUUUUUUUUCUGGCAUUUUUCCCGUAAAAUUCCCCCGACUUCUUGAAAAAAAUUGGGUGGUGCAGGUCACGCUCGGUCAUCUCUUCCGGUGACCCUUGGUGCUUAAAUUUUUUUUAAAUCUUUUCGGAUGGGAUACUUUGCUGCUUUUCUCCCUCCACGUUUCUUGAUGCAACUCUCAAUGUCAGUCUAAUUAAAUACUUAACUAUUCGAAUGACUCACGCUAGAUUUAAGUCCGAUUAUUUGACUUUAUUUUAUCAUAAACUGUGCUAAUCCACUGGAUGGGACACUUGUUGCAAUAACCUCGUCUUUGUAUGUGACGCAGAAUUGUAUUUUAUUGUUUUAUUCGUCGUGGAACAUACUGCUAAAACCCAGUGCGCUUCUUUCCAAAACGUUUUAACUUGUGUUAAUGAAUUUGCCUUAUCUUCUCCAAGCGAUUUGUAUAAAACAAGACUAAGGUGAAAAAUACACGUAUGUUGUUAUUAAUAA
Messenger RNA from Daphnia pulex (common water flea), 39864 nucleotides. RefSeq lists its product as uncharacterized. Bases 405 to 39017 code for a protein of 12870 amino acids. The record is from RefSeq and is a predicted model, not a curated record. NCBI's taxonomy places the organism in Eukaryota, Metazoa, Arthropoda, Branchiopoda, Diplostraca, Daphniidae. The transcript has 97 exons. Gene Ontology annotation, molecular function: calcium ion binding.